UUCUCUGGGGUCAAUUUGGGGGAUGAACUUUAUUUGCUGGAGUAGAACUGAGCCUAUUUUUCUCAUUUCCUUGCAGUAAUAGGCCUCUUUUAAUGAUAUAGUGGGAUCUUGACCAUUAGUAGCACAGUUGUUGACAUUCUUGCAACCAUGGCGACCGAGGACGCACCCAACGCGUACAUCACCGAAUUAAACUCCAUUUUAAGUGAACUACAGCACACGAACAAGGCAAAGAGGAGAAAAGCCCUCGAAAGGCUCCAUAAUCUAUCAUUUGAAAGGGAGCCAGAGACCGAGAGAGAGACACAGGGGAAGAUAUUAGAGUUUUCCCUGAGGCACCUCGUCACAUGCUUGGGGGAUCAGAGUGAGGUGAACAGAAUCAAGACCUCUGAAAUUAUACUCGGGUUCAUCCAAGACACAUUAUUCAAGGCAGACCAGCUCAUCCACCUCAUCCCCGUCAUCCACCACCGCCUGGCUACCAUUCCAAUCAUCGAGGAGAGUGAAGAUGUCCGACUUUUACACGUCAAAAUGAUCUCCUCCCUCACCAUGCAGUUUGAGGGGCAGAUGAUUCCCUACAUGGAGGAUAUUAUUGGUAUUCUGAAGGAGGUGGUUGUGGAUGGCUGCCCAGAGGUUAGGAAGGCUGCUGCGGAGUGUGUGAGCUGCUUUGCCAGGGCUACGCGGGAAAAGUUUCAUCUGCAGUCUGAGUCGCUGGUCAAGUCGCUGGUGAAGGCUCUCCAGCACCAGCGCUUCAAGAACAGGAUAGCUUGCAUCAACGCCUUAGGUGACCUUCUGUUGUACGGGGAUGGCAAGUCUAUUCAAGACGUAAGUGGUCCCCUGGCUCAGUGUGUCAUGGACCUGCCACAAGUCCGCUUGGCCCUGGUGCAGGUGGGCGGCAGUCUUGCUCUCCACAUGCCAGACAGAUACUCCUACUGGCCCCGCAUCCUGCCGCUGAUUCUCUUCGGCCUCAAAGAUGAAGACAGAGAUGUGCUGUGCAAGGCCAGAGAACUUUGGGAACAGGUGGGCCACAAAUAUGAAGAGGAAAAUGAGGAUCAACUAAAGUACGAGAUUGAUUUUGAUGUGGCCAUAACAGAUUACCCGCCAGGAGAGGUUCGCCCUGGUAUUGGAUGUCGUAUUCUAGUCCAGCAAAAUCUAUAUCACAUCCUUCCUGCUCUCCUGGCUGACCUGGAUGACUGGCAGGAUGGUCCAAGACUGCAGGCAGCUAAACUUCUGUCUGUCCUUAUCCUCAAUGCCGACUCUGGGGUGACUCAGUAUGCCGAGAAGGUGUUAACAGCUCUCUGUCUGGCGGCUGGUGACAAGGAGGCAAGCAUUGUGAAGCAGAUGAUUGAAUGUGGUCACUACCUGGGCUGCUUCUUGCCUCCUCCUGUAUACCUGGCUCUGGUGUUGCCAAGGCUAAGUACAGGGUGUCAGGCAGAGCGACCUUUGAUAGUGCUGGCUGCCCUGCUAGAGGGGAGCAGCAGCACUCUCCUCCAGCCCCACCUAAUGGAGCUCCUCUCAGUCCUAGCAGAAGAUGAAGUAACGCAUGUCUUUGAAGAGGCACACCAAGAAGCUCUUCUUCGUGUGAUGAGAACUCUGUUGCAAAAAUGUGACCUUUCUGAGUGCAGCUCCAAAGCCUUCUCAGUGUUGUUGUUCAUUGCAUCCUCCUCCUCUGGGAAUAAUGCCUCUGCAGCACUGGAAGGAUUGAGGGAGCUAUCCAAGAACUGUGGCUAUGAGGAGGAGGAGGAGCUUUACCGCCAGGAGACAAGAGGAGUCUUGGACAAGCUUGUGGAGGCAACUGGUGGCUGGACAGAAGGUUCCCCAUCCUACCUAUUGUUUGGAGUCCUCAUGAAGUUGGCAGGUCCAGCUCUUGGUCAUGAUCUGGAGAUUUUCACAAAGAUACUGUCAGUAUGUACCUCCAAGAAGGAAGACCCCUUUGUUUGCCUCCACUGCCUGACUGAGCUGAGGCACCUUCUAGUGAUGGAGGACCGGCCCCUAGCUGCUGGCGGCCAGCUGGAGGCAUGGCUUCCAGUCCUUGUCAACAACUGCAUACGAGAGCUGCUUGUGUGGCGUGCCGGGGCCACAGCAGAAACCUUGAGAACAGCAUCCAUAGCCUGCUUAGAGGCAGCAUGCAAGGCAGGAGUGACAUCUCAGGAGAUGACAGAAGAGGUGAGAAAAUGUGUUGUGCUUCUGCCAGCGUUGAUUGAGGAUGAUGCCGAGAUGACACGACUGUUUGCGUGCAGUGUGGUGCAGUGUGUGGCCACCAGCUUUCCUCUCCUCAUUGACCCAGACACACUCCACACCCUGGCAGACAAGUUAAUAAAACGGCUGGAUGACGUUGGGAGGGCGGUGAGACUGAAGGCAUCCCAGGUGCUGACAGUGUUGUUUAUGGACCUGCCUGAAGGCUAUGACAUUACCCUCAACACAGCUCGGCUACAGGACUUGUGUCAGGAUGCCCUCAUCUUCCUGGAUGAUCCUGAUGAAGAGUUGCAAAAGGCUGUGUCUGAAUGGCUGGAAGUAAUGAAGAACAUUUGUCCUGAUAUACUCUUGAAAUUACUACAAACAGAAGCCCACAAGUUCCGCAAUGCUCACAUUUGCCACAGACUCAUUGACUCCAUGAAGGCGCUGCAGGUGUCCUGAGCAGCACCAGACAGACCACUACACAUGCCUAUGUAUAUCGCCUGUUGAUCCAUUUAUACAUAUAUUCCAAAGCGUAAUUAUUUGGAAGAAACUGCUGUAGAAAAUUGAGCUAAUUUAUAAAAUGAAAUACUUUGUAAAAAUAAUGUUUAUAAACUUUAUUUUCAUAAUGGUUCAUUUUAGACCUCAGCUCAAUUUUCAAUAAGUUUUCUCCCUGCUAUGAGUACUAACUGGAACAUGUAUAAAAUGGCACACACGGCCUGGUUCAAUCCAUACCCCCCACAGUGGGCCCACACCGAUGCUUAUUACCUGAAGUGAACUGUAUGAAAUCCUGAUAACUGUUGUCAUCUAAUCAGAGUAUUGUUAUCCUAAUAAAAUGUAUAUAACUA
This is a messenger RNA of Eriocheir sinensis (Chinese mitten crab), 3014 nucleotides long. It is a transcript of the gene Dnaaf5, whose product is annotated as dynein axonemal assembly factor 5-like. The transcript is spliced from 10 exons. The record is from RefSeq and is a predicted model, not a curated record. Gene Ontology annotation, molecular function: dynein intermediate chain binding. Bases 148 to 2628 code for a protein of 826 amino acids. Lineage: Eukaryota; Metazoa; Arthropoda; Malacostraca; Decapoda; Varunidae. Gene Ontology annotation, cellular component: cytoplasm. Gene Ontology annotation, biological process: outer dynein arm assembly; cilium movement; inner dynein arm assembly.